Molecule: messenger RNA, 935 nt
Organism: Symbiodinium sp. CCMP2456
Lineage: Eukaryota; Dinophyceae; Suessiales; Symbiodiniaceae
Source: the annotation of a GenBank genome assembly
GUUUCCAAACCCGGCGUUCCUGACGAUGACGCGCCUGGCCCUGAUGAUGACGCGGAAGAUGACGACAGUGGCUCCAAAGACAUCCUUCAGUUCACCACCUCGAUCUACUUCGUCGAGGUGGAGAAGGAAGACACGCUCACGGUGGACGUCAUGCGCCUCGGGAAGAUGGAAGACACCAUCAAGGUGAAGUACUACACGGAGGAAGGUUCGGCAAAGGCCGGUGUCAGCUACACGCACACCGAAGGCGAGUUGGUCUUUCCACCUGGCGAGUACCGGCAGUCCAUCGAAAUCGAAGUCGUGAAGAAUCCGCGCUGGGCACCGACCCUGGAGUACAAGGUGCAGCUCUCCGACCCACAGGGGUGCAACCUCGGCAUGUACUUGAAGACAGCCCGGGUGAAGUGCAUUGAUACCAAGCCCUUCCCGACCGCUCAGUACAAGCCGUCGCCCAAACCCGGAUCCGUGAAAGGCAAGCUCCGGCUUCUCCGGGAGUACUACAAGCUCUGCUUCCAAGUACCAGGGACGAAGUGGCGCACCUUCCUGACCCUGUUCAUAGACCAGUUCAAGAAUGGCUACAACGUCGCCAAGCUGCUUCUGAAUGUGUAUAUCGUUGACGUACUUUUCAACACGGCCGACCCCACCACCCAGGACGCCCUCCUGCUACCCGACCGUGCAGGCACGGCCGUUCUCGUGGGCUGCUUCUAUGUGUUGCCGAUGGUUGCCAUUCACAUCGGCGGUAUCGUCAAGGUCCAGAUGGAUUUGCCCGGGCAGCUGCGCUUGUUUCUGCAAUGCUGUCUGUUCCGGAAAUACUUGAACUACAGCGAAGAAUCUCGUGCUUCAGUGGUUCCAUCUGACAUGCAGACGGCGAUCACCAACGACGCAGGCAGUUGCGCGGCUGCGUACGCUAAGUUGCUGGAUCUUAUUGCGGUUUGUCUGGA